GCAAUUCCACCGCCGCAAGGAACACCGGCACCCCUUCCGGAGGAAUUUAGGGAGGUUAUGAUACGCGAGGGAAUGACGGGGGGGCCGAUAUUGUUGAUUCAGAAGAGGUUAACAGCAACUGACUUGAAAAAGGCUCAAAAUCGGAUGUCAAUGCCGGUGAAACAAGCGACGGAAGAUUUUUUCAAGUUUUUGAAACCCUCGGAAGAAGCCAUUGUCAAUAGCGAAGCGGGAAUGACGGUGCGCCUGAUCGAACCCUCACGGGAUGUCUCCACCGUGGUUUUCAAGAGAUGGAAAAUGGAGAAGACAACGGGGAGGACUAGCUAUAUGUAUGUAUUCAACGGAAAGGGGUGGGGUGAUGUUAAGAACAAGAAUGCGCUAAGGGAAAGUGAGGAAGUUCAAGUCUGGGCGUUUCGUGUUGGUGAUCAACUUGCUCAUGCCCUUGUUAGGGUUCCCUCAUGAAUAUUGUUUUUUUAAAUUAACUAUUAUUAAAUUAACACUAGUAUGUAUAAAAUUUCUAUAAAAUCUAAAAGAAGAAGAAGAAAAGGGAACUUCUUGGUAUCGUCCAUCAAUUUUUAUCCCCAAAAGGAGAAGAAGUCUUGAAAAUUUUUGGUCUGUUUGAGGAAUUCUUUUGAUUGGGAUAAGUGAAAUGCAUUAAAAUAAAUUUGUUUAAAGUUU
This is a messenger RNA of Rubroshorea leprosula, 675 nucleotides long. The record is from the annotation of a GenBank genome assembly. Lineage: Eukaryota; Viridiplantae; Streptophyta; Magnoliopsida; Malvales; Dipterocarpaceae.